AUGAGUAAACGAAAAGUAGACCAACUCUACAAUACCAAUAGUAACCCUGUUACUUUGAAAAUCAUCAAUUUCGUUACCUAUCUACAAAAGAGAGAACAUCAACAAUUACAACAACAAAAACAACAAAGAAAUAAUAAUAAUAAUAAUAAUAAUAAUAAUAAUAAUAAUGAACAACCAAUUAUAUUAGAUAUAAAUAAUAAUGUAGUAGAGAAUUUUGAUAUAGAUAUAAAUAUUGCAAAAUGGAUUCUGUAUCUUUCGUUUGAACUAAAGAACUCGCUUGGGGGAUUGUUGAAUGCCAAGGAUAUUGACAAGUGUCUUAGAAAUCUACUAGUGUUUCUGAUCAAUGAACAAAAGGAAGAUAGUCAAUCAUCGCAACAAAGAAAACUGAUCAGAAUGCUGCCACCGACCAUUGACCUGUCGUCUAUUCCCUCACCCUAUCUAUUCAGUCAUCAUCCACCACAGACCACUCCAAUCAUCACGCCACUCAAACUAAACAUCCAUGGGACUACAACUGCGACUACGACUACACCACCACCAUCUUCACCAUCUUUGACAUUAUUAAAGACUACGCCAACCAACAAAUCAUUACCUCUGGAACCUACGACACCAUUCCAAAGGGAUCGUCUAGAGGAGAUGGAAAACAUCAUCAAGAAUCUAGACCCAGAGAAUGACUGGUGUCCCAUUCGAAGCAAGAUUACAUCGGUUGCAGAAGUGUCUGUUAGAAAGAGCAACUAUGCAUCGUUGGAUCAAACCAUUGUACCUGCAUUUGAUGAAGACACACUUCAAAUGUUCCGUAUUCUCAUUGGAAAGAUUACCAUCUCACAGAACCCAAAAUUCCUCAACAGAUUGGUACUAUGUGACUCUGUCUCUGAGGUACCCAUCCUUAUCACUUGUAAUCUGUACGGAUUGGACGCACAGUCUACCAACAUUUACUAUUUAGACAGUAUAGUAUUUAUUUCAAAAUGGAGACUUGUUUGUGUACCACCAUCCAGUGGUACUACAAAUCAAACCAAAGAUGAUGAAGAAGGAAUAGUCAACUAUUUAGAAAUAGAAUCAAUGACUGUUCUACAUCGUGAUCCAACACAUUACUAUCAACGAUUUAUGAAUGACAAGUUGGCACAUUAUAGUCAUGAUGUCGAAUUUGAAGAGUAUCUCUUUAAAAAACUAGAACCUCAUUCAAUCCAUGAUAUCAUUCAAUUCAACUCUUCUUCUUCUUCUUCUUCAACCACCCAAGUGAUUGAUUAUAAAGAAGGUAUCAAUUUAAUAGGACAAGUUAUUCUCAAAUCAUCACUAUUGGCAUCAAAACCAGAGGAUGGUACCAAUAGAUCAUUCUUUUUCAUUCAACUUGCCAACAUUAAAUUCAAUACCUCCAACAUCAACAAUACUAGUACUAGAAUGAAUCCAUCAUUAAAGAGAUCAGCAUCGAUACCAAAAAUAUUAGAUCAACGUUUUACCACUUGUUAUGUGAUGUUUAAAGGAAACAAUGCAAAAUGGCAUCAAUUGAUAGAGCCUGGAGGAUACUACCUCUUUUCAAACACUCUAUACAAUUUGGCAUUUAGAAACAUACCAGAGGAACAAAGACCGAUUCUCCACUUUAAAGAAAACUCUAUCAUCUUUUCCCUCAGACCAGCCGUCCUCUUGUCAAAAGCAUUGGUGAUUGACAGCAGCAAUACCUUUAGAACAUCGAAUCCUGGACUCAACAUUUCACCAUCUGCACAGGAGCCAACAAGCAACAAUAACGAUCUUUUCAACAUCCAUCUUUCCAACACAUUCUAUAGUUCUGAUUUGCAAGAAAACAGAGUCAUCUUACCAUCCACUGUAAACUAUAUUGGUUGUUUGACAUCGGAUUUUGACCCAAAGGAAGGUGUCUAUCAAUUGGAUAAAAAAUGGAGAUUAUUCAUCAGUCAUUUGAAUAGUAAAGGAUUUCAUGGUCGUGGUAUGAGAAGUGGUACAAUCUUAAAAUUACAUAAUGUUCAUCCAAUUUAUGUUGAUAAUUUAUUACAAGGAUUUGGAAUGUGCACAUGUAGUUCAAUUCAAUUCUUAACAUUUCAAAAUCAAAGAUUAAGAAGUUUUAUACCUUAUCAUCCAUUACCAUAUCGUUCAGUUUGGACAAAUUAUACAAUUAUCGAUUCAUUCAUGAUCCCAAAGAUCUUGACAAGAUUAUUAAAAAAAUAUCCAAAUACUUUUAAAAAUUUUGAUUCGUUUAUGGUUAAAUAUAAAGAUAGUUUAUUAGUUGAAAAAAUAGCAAGUGCAUUUCAAAUUUAUCCAGUUAAAACUCAAUUAACAACGAUUGAACAAUUUAAUACUAUUUUUAAUCAUGGAAGUGAUUGUCAUUUUAGCAAGAAACUAUCUACCCUCCCAAUGAUUGUAGAGAUUAGUCAAAUCCCAAAACCAAACAUUAUAAAACCAAUGAGAUAUAUGAAUAGUAAAACCUAUACAUUGAUUGGUCAUUUCAAUUAUCAAAAUCAAAAUUGUGAAUGGGGAAAAUUAAUCCUACAAGAUGAUGACUCCUCUUCAUUUAUAUCUUGUCAUGUUUUAGGUAUUCAAGAAUACCAUUUAAAUUUUAUUUGGAAAAUUAAUAGAUAUUUAAUUAAUAUGGAAACAUUUAAAGAAAAGGAUUUAUCAAAUCAAACUCUAUUUUAUAUUGAAUUUUCAAUCAAGGAUUGUGAUAUGAUUGCUCCUUAUAAAAUCACACCACAACCAACCAUUUCACAUCAAUAUUUAUUCAAUGAUCUUUGGUUAAAUAAUAAUAAUUUAAUUUUACCAAAUAUCAAUAAUAAUAAUAAUAAUAAUAAUAAUAAUAACAAUCCAUUCUUUAAUGAUAAUAAUAAUAGAAUAACAACCAAACAAAUUAGAUUAAAUCAAUUUUCAGUUCAAGCAUUGGGAAUCAUUGGAAAGGAGACCAUUUCAACUGUUAAAAUUGAUUUACCAAAUCGAUUAUAUCCAAUCAUUCAGAUAGGACAACUUUACUUUAUCGAUCGUGUUGUAAUCAAAGCAUCGAAAUCACAACAACGUAAAUUCAAAGUAACUGAAAACUUUUAUUCUCAAAAGGACAGAGCUACACUCAAACAAGUUGUCCUAUCAGACCCUGGAGGUCGAACCCAUCUAACAACACCAGUCGAAGAGAUUGAAACCUAUGACAUCCCAUCAAUCCAAGUAAAUUCUUCCAUAUAUUAUCGUGUCAUUCAAUAUCAAACAGAAUCCACCAAAUCUAUUACCAAUAUUGAUGAUUUAAUUUAUAUACCAAUUAAAACUCAACAUCAACAACAGUCGCUACAAUUGGUAUCAUUUAAAGGUUUAAUUUUAAAUCAUUUUAUUCAAUCUGUUAAUGGAGAUCCAAAUAAUGUAAAUGGUAAAAAGAUUUGUGUAGCAUUGAAAAACUUCCAACUAGGAUUGGUACGUGGUGUAGAAGCUAUCUUUUACAAUUUUAAAAUCAAACAAGUAGAUGAAAAUGAAAAUAUUUGUUAUUCCAAUAGAUCUUCACAGGUUGAUAUUGUAGAAUGGGUACAAAUCCAUCCACAACAAGUACUAAAAGAGGCUCAACAACAACUUUUACCACAACUACAACCAGAACAACAACCACAACAACCACAACAACAACAACAAAAACGACAACAACAACAAGAAACAUUAUUGACAAGUCAAAUUGAAAUCAAGAAAAAGGUAGAACCAACCAUUAGAAAACUCAAAACCAAUCCAAAAUCAAUCUAUAAUGAUAUACCACUACCAAGCAAACUCAAUAUUUCAUCAUUGUCAGAUAUUAAACAAUAUGGUAGAUACUAUAGAACCAUUGCAGACAUUAAUUCAAUUCGCUAUAUUGAACUAUCGUAUGCAUGUUGCAAGUGUCAAAGACCUAUUCAAAAAUGUAAAUGUGGAUUAUCAGAUAAUCUAGAGUUUACUGGUACCUUGGAAUGUAAUGUAUCGGAUGGGAGUUCAGUUAAAACACUUGUAGUUAGAAAUGAAAAUUUUAUUUCUAAAAUCCUUUUGAUGAACAAGUCAAAAAUUGAUGCAAUUAAAUCUUUUAUAUUAAAAGAGAAAAAGAUGGUAGUAUGGAGCAAAUUUUCAGAUGAUAGAACAGACAAGACAAAUCCAUCAAGAGCAUCAUUGAUUGAAUGGAUUACACAUUUGAAUCAUGAAGAAUUUGAAUGGAAAACAUAUGACUUUACAGUGAUGAAGGAACAAGAAGGUGAUAUUUUGGUAUGUCACUAUCUUCAAUUGACCGAUUUGGUCGAUACCAUUUCAUCAACAAUCACAUUUUUGUAA
This is a messenger RNA of Cavenderia fasciculata, 4263 nucleotides long. RefSeq lists its product as uncharacterized. Bases 1 to 4263 code for a protein of 1420 amino acids. Gene Ontology annotation, biological process: telomere maintenance via telomere lengthening; positive regulation of DNA replication. NCBI's taxonomy places the organism in Eukaryota, Evosea, Eumycetozoa, Acytosteliales, Cavenderiaceae. The record is from RefSeq and is a predicted model, not a curated record. The transcript has 7 exons. Gene Ontology annotation, molecular function: single-stranded DNA binding; telomeric repeat DNA binding. Gene Ontology annotation, cellular component: CST complex.